AUGUACAGAGCCCAGUAUAUUUGGAGGAACUACCAAAGGCCUCUUAUCAUUGCUGGUGUAGGAGGCGGGGUCUUUUAUUACAUCAACCUCGAGGAAGUUCCAAUAUCACAUCGCCGCCGUUUCAAUUUGCUCUCUCCCGAGGCCGAAAAACAGAUCAUGGGCGGUGACGGAGUGUACAAGCAGGUACUGGCGGAAUUCAAAGGCAAGAUUCUUCCGUCUAAUCAUCCUUUGACCAAGGAAGUGGCACAUGUCGUGGAACGUCUGCUUCCUACAACGGGUGGUCUCGCCGGCGACGAGUGGGUAGUGCAUGUGGUCGAUGAUCCAAGCACGAUGAAUGCGUUUGUCAUGCCUGGAGGGAAAGUCUUCGUUUUCACCGGGAUCCUGAAAGUUUGCCAGAAUGAAGCUGGCCUUGCCUCGGUCUUGAGUCACGAAAUGGCGCACAAUGUUGCGCAUCAUGCGGCAGAAAGGCUCUCCAGAUCGGGCUUCACUCUCCUUGCCAGUAUGAUCUUCGUGCUAUUCCUGGGCAUCGACAGGGGGAUCUCGAAUUCUAUAACCCAACUAGUCCUCGAAUUUCCCAAUUCAAGAACACAGGAAGCCGAAGCCGACCACAUCGGUCUGCUUAUGAUGGCAGAAGCAUGCUACAACCCUCGAGAGGCUGUCGCAUUUUGGGAACGGAUGAAAAAGUCGGAGCAACUCCAACCUCCACAGUUCUUGUCGACCCAUCCAAGCCAUUAUAAUCGCGCUGAAUAUAUCAAGAAGUUGCUCCCGGACGCCGAGGCGAAGUUCGCUGAACAUGGCUGUUCUUCGAUGAGACACUAUACAAAUGAAUUCAAAGACGUAUUAGCAUGGCAUCGACUCGGAAAAGACGGACCGAUAAGGAUGCAGCAACCACAGACGAGAGACGAUGAUGACGACUUUUUCUGA
Messenger RNA from Rhinocladiella mackenziei CBS 650.93, 924 nucleotides. RefSeq lists its product as uncharacterized. The transcript has a single exon. Gene Ontology annotation, biological process: mitochondrial protein processing; protein quality control for misfolded or incompletely synthesized proteins. NCBI's taxonomy places the organism in Eukaryota, Fungi, Ascomycota, Eurotiomycetes, Chaetothyriales, Herpotrichiellaceae. Gene Ontology annotation, cellular component: mitochondrial inner membrane. Gene Ontology annotation, molecular function: metalloendopeptidase activity. The coding region runs from base 1 to 924 and encodes 307 amino acids. The record is from RefSeq and is a predicted model, not a curated record.